This is a messenger RNA of Ascoidea rubescens DSM 1968, 4122 nucleotides long. It is a transcript of the gene ADE6, whose product is annotated as phosphoribosylformylglycinamidine synthase. The record is from RefSeq and is a predicted model, not a curated record. NCBI's taxonomy places the organism in Eukaryota, Fungi, Ascomycota, Saccharomycetes, Ascoideales, Ascoideaceae. The transcript has a single exon. Gene Ontology annotation, biological process: 'de novo' IMP biosynthetic process. Bases 1 to 4122 code for a protein of 1373 amino acids. Gene Ontology annotation, molecular function: phosphoribosylformylglycinamidine synthase activity.
AUGAAAACAACUAACUCUGUUUUUAUUGGUGGAAAUGCCUUGUCGUCAUUUAGAAUCAAUAAAAUCAUCACUGAUAUCAAUUUGCAAUUUGCAACCACUGGCAACAAUUUGGUUUCCAAGAUUGACUCGACUUUUGUCCACUAUGUUUCGCUAUCCAGGGCCAUUGACGACACUGAAUUGAAAUCCUUAACCGACUUAUUGGACUACGACACUAUUCCAGUCGAUGCCAAGUUUAAAAAUAUAAUGGAAAAUGUCUAUCCAGACAACAAACAGUCAGCUGAGUUCGACAAGUCUGGUUUUGAAUCAAACAACUCGCUCUUGAUCACCAUUGUUCCACGAUCAGGCACCAUCUCUCCAUGGUCUUCGAAGGCAACGAACAUCGCCCAAGUGUGUGGGUUGGAUGGGUUUGUUGAGCGAGUUGAAAGAGGAUUGACGUUGUUGUUUCAAUUAGGUGCUGGGGAUGGCAAUGGCAACACCAUCAAUUCAUCAAACAUUGACCACUUAAAAUUGAUCAGCUCUUUGGAAUCAAUCUACGAUCGAAUGACACAGUCGAUAUUCAUCAACUCGAUGCCAGAGUUGGACCAGUUUUUGUUCACCCAUCACAAGCCCAAGCCACUAGUGUACAUCGACUUGUUGGGCUCCAGCGAUCCCAAAGGCACCCUCCAGAAGACCAAUAUUGACUUAGGGUUGUCACUCAAUGAGUACGAGUUGAACUACCUUAUCCAGAGCUUUGUUCAUGUGCUCAAGAGAAACCCCAGCGAUGUCGAGUUAUUUAUGUUUGCUCAAGUGAACUCAGAGCACUGCCGUCACAAAAUAUUCAAUGCCAACUGGAAGAUUGAUGGUGUUGCACAAGUCAACUCGUUGUUUGAUAUGAUCAGGAACACACAUAGAAAGAGCCCCCAGUACACAAUCAGUGCAUACUCAGACAAUGCUGCUGUAUUUGAAGGACAUGAAGCCUUCCACUAUUCGCCCAACAUCAAGACCAAGACUUGGAAGGCCAGUCGUGAGUUGGUGCACACGUUGAUCAAGGUGGAAACACACAAUCAUCCAACAGCAGUGUCACCAUUUCCAGGUGCUGCCACUGGCUCGGGAGGUGAGAUCAGAGACGAGGCUGCUGUGGGAAAGGGGUCAAAGACCAAAGCUGGUAUGUCUGGUUACAAUGUUUCUGACUUGAAUAUACCAGGGUUUGUGCAACCAUGGGAGUUGGACGUUGGAAAGCCCAAUCACAUUGCAUCUGCAUUGGAAAUCAUGAUACAGGCUCCCCUAGGGUCUGCUGCCUUCAACAACGAGUUUGGGCGACCUUGCAUUGCUGGAUACUUUAGAACAUUGACCAGCGAGAUUGAAGCUGGUGAAGAUGGAAGCAAGCAGAUUAAGGGAUACCACAAGCCCAUCAUGCUUGCUGGUGGAAUGGGAGCAAUCCGCCCCAACUUGACAUUGAAGGACAAUAGCAUCAAGGCCAAUGAUCUUGUGAUUGUGUUGGGUGGUGAGUCGAUGUUGAUUGGAUUAGGAGGAGGUGCUGCCUCGUCCAAGGCAUCCGGCGAAGGUUCUGCUGAUUUGGAUUUUGCAUCAGUGCAACGAGGCAAUCCCGAAAUGCAAAGACGCUGUCAGCAAGUGAUUGAUGCUUGUGUGUUUCUAGGUGAUAUGAACCCUAUAUUGAGUAUCCACGAUGUGGGUGCUGGUGGGUUAUCAAAUGCUCUUCCAGAGUUGGUUCACGACAACGAUUUGGGCGCUGUUUUUGAGUUGCGAAAGAUAUUGUCGCUUGAGCCAGGAAUGUCACCCAUGGAGAUAUGGUGCAAUGAGUCUCAAGAGCGAUAUGUGUUGGCCAUCGAUCCCAAGGACUUGGAGUUUUUUGAAGGCUUGUGUAAGAGAGAAAGAGCUCCAUUUUCAGUUGUUGGAAAGACCACUUCCGAAAAGAAGUUGUUGCUUGUGGAUGAGUUGUUUGGAAACACGCCAAUUGACUUGGAAAUGUCAGUGUUGUUUGGCAAGGCACCCAAGUUGGAGAUUGAAGCAAACACCAAGACAUUGAGGUUGCCAGAGGAGACAUCGGACUACUCGUUUGUGGGAAAUGGAUACCAAGAAGCCCUUGAGAAGGUGUUACAGUUGCCCUCUGUGGGCUCCAAGUCCUUUUUAAUCACAAUUGGGGACAGAUCAAUUACGGGGCUUGUUGAUAGGGACCAGUUUGUCGGUCCUUACCAAGUGCCAGUAAGUAAUGUUGGUGUAACUUGUUCAUCCCUCUACCCCGAAGGAAAGACAAUUAAAACAGGAGAAGCUCUUUCAAUAGGGGAGAAGCCCCUACUUGCUUUGAUCUCACCCUCUGCCUCUGCCCAGAUGGCUGUUGCUGAGUCCUUGUUGAACAUCUUCAGCGCUAACAUCAGCUCGUUGAACAGGGUGAAAUUGUCAGCCAACUGGAUGGUUGCUCCAGGAAGCGAAAGCGAGUUGUAUGAAGCAGUGAAGUCAAUUGGAAUGGAUCUAUGCCCAGAGCUAGGGAUCUCGAUUCCAGUGGGUAAGGACUCGAUGUCGAUGAAGAUGAAGUGGGAAAACAAGGAGGUCAGCUCUCCGUUGUCGUUGGUGAUCACAGCGUUUGCUCCAGUGCAGAACACAGGACUAACAUGGACUCCUACGUUACAGCACAACCUGGAAACAAUAUUGGUGCUUGUUGAUUUAUCUACAGAGUUCAAAAAGUCGCUUGGUGGCUCUGCUUUAUUCCAGGUGUACAAGCAGACCAGCAACUCUUGUCCCAAGGUGCACGACAAAAAGAUACUCAAGGGCUUUAUUCUUGGGUUGAUUGGGUUGCACAAACACAAGGACCUUGUUUUAGCAUACCACGAUCGAUCAGAUGGUGGGUUGAUUGUUACGUUGCUAGAAAUGGCGUUUGCUGCUAGAUGUGGGUUGGAUAUUAAUGUGUUUGCAGACACUGAUGCUAAUGCAUAUGAGUAUCUAUUCAACGAAGAAUUGGGUGGAGUAUUCCAGAUUGCAGCUAAAGAUUUUGACAAAUUUGAAAAUAUCUUAAAUCAGAAUGGCAUACCAUCAACUUACAUUCAGAUCGUUGGUAAACCUCACUUCAGCAGUGACGGUAAGCCCAAGACAAUAUCAGUGGUUUUUAACAAUCAAGUAAUAAUCAAUGAAACUAGAUCCCGAUUGCAACAGUUAUGGACAUCCACGUCCUACGAAAUACAAAAAUUAAGAGACAAUCCACAAUGUGCAAAGGAAGAAUUCGAGAACAUCAACGACGACGCAGAUCCUGGGCUAUCAUAUACGUUAACAUACAAUCCAGCAGACAACAUGAAGAUCUGUCAGAUGAGCAGCAGACCCAAGGUUGCAAUUCUUCGUGAGCAGGGAGUGAAUGGACAGCAGGAAAUGGCGUGGUGUUUUGAGCAAGCUGGGUUUACGUCCGUGGACGUUCAUAUGUCAGAUUUGUUGUCAAAAAAUGUUGAAUUAGACGACUUUGUUGGUAUUGCUGCUUGUGGUGGUUUCAGCUAUGGCGACGUGCUUGGUGCUGGAAACGGUUGGGCAACUUCAGUUUUAUACCAUCCUCAGCUUCGCUCGGAAUUCAAAAGGUUUUUCAACGACAGAAGCGACACAUUUGCGUUUGGUGCUUGCAAUGGGUGUCAGUUUUUGUCCAGAAUUGCUGAAGUGAUUCCAGGAACAGAGGACUGGCCGGUAUUUGAACGAAACACAAGUGAACAAUAUGAAGCUAGGUUCUGUAUGGUUGAGAUCAAAGAUGAAGAUAAUGAAAACAUCAAUACUGGCAAAAACCAGAAAAGCAUCUUCUUGGAUGGAAUGAGUGGGUCGAGGUUGCCCAUUGCAGUUGCACAUGGUGAAGGAAGGGCCGGUUUUGGAAAGAAGGGCCAGUACAAGCAAUUUGAAGCUGAGCAGUUGGGUGUUGUGAGAUACGUUGAUAACUAUGGCAAAGUGACAGAGCGCUACCCAUUCAACCCCAACGGAUCGCCUGGUGGCAUUACAGGUAUCAAGAGUCCUAACGGCAGAGUGUUGGCAAUGAUGCCUCAUCCAGAGAGAGUGUGUCGUAAGGAGGCCAAUUCAUGGUAUCCCAGUGAUGAGAACUGGGGCGAUUAUGGGCCUUGGAUAAGAUUGUUUAGGUCUGCAAGAAGAUGGGUUAACUAG